Molecule: messenger RNA, 378 nt
Organism: Diversispora eburnea
Lineage: Eukaryota; Fungi; Glomeromycota; Glomeromycetes; Diversisporales; Diversisporaceae
Source: the annotation of a GenBank genome assembly
AUGGUGAAUUUCUUUCUUCUAAUUAAUAAACAAGGACAAACACGAUUUUCUAGAUAUUACACUAAAAAUCUCAUGAAAGCCGAAGAAAGAGUUUCAAUGGAAGCCGAGAUUGCACGAAAAUGUUUGAAACGUAGUGAUAAUCAAUGUUCUAUAUUUGAUUAUAACCAAUAUAAAUUAGCUUAUAGAAGAUAUGCCUCAUUAUUUUUUAUUAUAGGAUUUGAUGAUAAAGAGAAUCAUUUCUCAAUACUAGAACUGGUUCAAGCAUUUGUUGAAAAAGUUCAUAUUGUUCUUGAAGAAAUGAUUGUAAAUGGUUGUAUAGUAGAGACCAACAAAAAUCAUGUAUUAUCUCUAAUUAUGGACAUGAAUACUAAAACUUAA